Messenger RNA from Mytilus californianus (California mussel), 4515 nucleotides. RefSeq lists its product as uncharacterized. NCBI's taxonomy places the organism in Eukaryota, Metazoa, Mollusca, Bivalvia, Mytilida, Mytilidae. The record is from RefSeq and is a predicted model, not a curated record.
AUGACCGUUGGUGCUGGCCAGGAAGAUGCCCGGCGGAGUUCAGCACAAGUUGCCAAUGCAUGGUUGGAUUUAAAGUCGUACAUACUGCAACAAAAACUCAAUGCCAAUGCUGAAGCCAUGCAUGUAAACGAUGGGGAUACAUUCAUCCUUAACCUUCAGGCCAGGGAUAUAAUGAACAAUACCCUUAAUGACAGUGCUAUGGUAUAUAUAGAUAGAUCCGUUCCAGAAAUACAAGAUGUAGGGAUAACAGAUAGACACUAACACAAGCAGCUGUACGUUCAUUACAGCAAAGAUUUAUCAACGAUGUCCAUCCAAUUCAGGGCCUACGAUAUACACAGCGGACUAAAGGAAAUUAAAUGGGCAUUUGGUAUACAUGAAAAUAAAACCAUUUUGAUAGAAAAAGCACUUGCAGUUACUGAUCUCGAUAUGGGUAACUGUAGCAUGGAAUCAAAAUGUUAUUGUCCAAAAAUUGGAAAAUGUGCUCUCACGACAUAUAUAGCUGAUUUGAAAAAUCUUAAAACUUAUAACAGACAUAUAGGAGACCAUAAUCGCCGUUACUUCUUUACGUUGAAAGUAACAAACAAAGCUAGUCACUUAGAUAUUCUUAGAGAUGAUUCCCCACCGGCAGUUGGUGUUGUUUUAGAAGGCCCAAUUGGAAGUCCAGACAUUGAUUACACUCAUUCCGAUGAGGUAACUAUCCACUGGCAUGAUUUUAUCGACCACGAAAGUGGCAUAAAGUUGUAUAAAGUGACUCUAGGAAGGGAAUAUUAUAGUCAAAUUAAAGACUUUUUGACUAGGAAACACGACGGUGUUAAUAUAUAUGAAACUAAUCAUGAUUCCAUUAAAAUAAAAUUUCAGAACGGGGAGGGGCAGUAUUUUGUUUCAAUAAUAGCUUACAAUAAUGCAAUGACUCCAUCAAUAGUUGUCUGUUCUGAUGGCAUUACCUUUGAUAAAACUGUACCUAUAAUAGGGUAUGUUUCAGUCAAACACUCCAACAUUAAGGAAACAAUUGCCUGUGAUAGUGGUACUUCUUGGCUUAUCACAGACAUCUUAUCUAAAGUCAAGUUACAAGGAGAUGAAUGCAGGCAAAUAUGUAUGAACACAACAACGGAUAGUAUCUUAACAAUAUUGCCUGAGGACAUUAGAUCGAGAGCUAAUUCAGAAACUGUUUCUACAUUUUUGUGUACCAAACUUGAUAGAUACAAUCAAAAUACAAUCUUCACACCUUCUGAUCUUUUCGAAAUGUCCUGGAAUAUCCAGGAAGAUCUUAGUCAAAUUGGAAAUAGCUAUAUAGGAUUUGGAAGCGAUACAAAUCAACUUGACCACCCAGCUCUCCUGGAUUAUAUUAGCGUUCCGCAUCCUACACAAUACAUUCAGCACCAUCCCGGUUUGAUUGGAGAGCAAAAUAUCUACAUAUUUAUUAAGGUCCAUAAUAGAGCUGGUCUUGAGACGAAAGUCUGGUUCGGAUCUGUUAUUGCCGAUGAAACACCACCUGUUUGCCCUUCUACUGUACAUGCUUUCUUGGACAACGAUACGUAUGUGGUUAUCAAUUGGACACGUAGUAAUUUGUUUGAUACCGAGCAAAUAGAUGAAAUUGGAAAGAUAAUGUUUAGAUUUGAAGGAUAUUAUAAAGCUGCCGUUAAACCUUGUUUCGGACAGAUUUGCUUGGCACACGUUUUCUCUAAGGAAUUUGCUGUAGUUCAAAAUUUGAAAAGGGAUCAAAACAUAGAAACAACAAUGAUACCAAGAUCUAGCCCUGGUGCUAGUGAUUUACUUGGUUUUACCACGGUUGGUUUGGAAACAUCAGUAGUAGCUACAGAUAUACUCCUUAGGGCUGGACAAAUAUAUUUUGUCACAGUUAGAGCUUAUAAUCAUCGCAAUAAAACAGUGGAUGUUUAUUCCGAUGGUGUUAUAUAUGAUAACUCUCCACCACCAGUUGGCAUCAUUCAAGUUGAAAGCAGCUUACUAUAUGUUGUUUCGUCAUAUGAAAUUUCUGUGGAAUGGAAUGAAAUUGAGGAUAAUGAAAGUGGUAUUCGUAAAAUUGAAAUUGGUAUUGGUUCAUCAAACAGAUCUGCUGACAUUAUUCCCUUUCAAGAAUUUGAAAAUUAUGGGUUGAUAACUAAAGCAUGGGCAUUGUCUUUUUCACAAGGAGUUAUAUACUACUCAACAGUUGAAGCGUGUAAUGGAGCAGGUCUUUGUAGCACAGCGACAUCUAACGGGACAAUAAUUGAUAAUUCUGCUCCAGUACCUGGUUUGGUUGUUGUGGGAGAACCGGGCAAACAUUCAAAUUUUAUAUCUGACAGACAUACUAUUCAUGCAUCUUGGCUAGGAUUUGAAGAUCCACAUUCCGGUAUUGACCAUUUUGAGGUUUGCCUUGGGAGUUCUAUCGAUACGUGUGAUGUAAUGAAAUCCUUAAAUGUACACCUUGCCUCCUCGAUUAUCAAAACAAAGCUUAAUAUGUCAGUUGGUGUACACUAUUUCGUAUCCGUAACUGCAUGCAAUAAGGUUUACUUGUGUACGAAGAGAUCCUCACCCAGUUUUAUAGUUGAUAACACUCCACCUGUCGUAAUUGACAAACCACGUGUUUUAAGUAUACACCAAGAUAAUACAACCUCUCGCCAAAUUAUAUUCGAUCCUUCCUUUUUUAAAGUAUUUUGGAAGUUCAGAGAUAGUGAAAGUUCAAUUAUCAAAACAAUAUUAACUAUAUACAGUAAUCGUGAUUCACAUAAGCCCGUUGAUGACAUUUUUAUUUCAAAUGAAGGAGAAUUUGCAGUUCAUUUGACAGAGAACAAUAUCUUGCGACAAGGAGAUGUUUAUAUUGUUCAGAUUACGUCAUGCAAUGCUGCAUCGAUGUGUACCUCAGCUGUAAGUGACGAAUUUUUGGUUGACUCGACACCACCACAAAUUGGUGGAUUUAGAUCACCAUUAGAAUAUGAAAUACAAAACGUAACUAAUAAACUUUAUUUAAAUUUGUCCUGGUAUGGAUUUUUUGACGUGGAAACGGAUAUACGAUCCUACUAUAUCUCGGUAGUUUCCGUAAAAACUGAUGACCCUGAACUCAGUGUUGUUGGUUCAACUCGAUGCAUGGGUUCUCACUGGGCAUAUGAAUCCAACGAACAUGUUAUUCGAUUUGAAUAUAGUUUUGGAAUUAAGGGAGCAGCUAUUGGAUUGGGCGUCUUUAAUUUAAGCCAUGAAAAUAUUUGGUAUGAUGUUGGAAGAAGAACCGAGGCGUUUCACUGCCUUUUAAAAACACAGCUUACCCACAAGACACUUUAUGUUGCCUAUGUUAAGGCCUGGACCUCGUUAGACGAAUAUGCAAUAUUCGAGUCGGACCCUGUAAUUAUUGAUCACACUCCACCUGUGAUCCACAAAAAACAUUUUGUAAUGGAUUCUCUUCUGUCUUGUAACCAGGAUGUGGAUUACAUUACAUCUAACGAUAGUAUAUCAGCAUGUUGGGUGGGUGUAUUUUCUGAAGAUGAAAGUUAUAUAAAAACUAUCAUGGUCUCCCUCGGAAUGUCACAGAAUGCCCAGCAAAUAUCACAAGAUGCGAUAUCAGUAUGCGUUCAAACAGUCGAUUUGGAAAGUGGCAUUAAACAUAUUAACGUUGGUGUUGGCAGCAUACCAAACGGGUUCGAAAUACAAAGUUUAUAUCCUUUGUCAUCACAUAUGCAUCAGGUAAUAACAGGACGUUUUAGUCACGGAAUAAAUCUGUACGUUAAAGCAGAAGCUGAAAACCAUGCUGGCUUAAAAACAAUUUUCACGUCACGCUCUUUCGUUUUUGAUCAAACCCCUCCACAUAUCAGUCACAACAGAACAACUCUGGAAUAUUUGUUGACAAAUAACGAGACGUUAGUUAUGGUAAAAUCUAGGUGGUAUGUAAUAGAUGAUGAGAUUCAAGUCAUCUACUGUGAAUAUUGUAUUGGUUCAUCCUCGACGUCAUGCGAUAUAGUAAAAAUGACCCAUACAUCAGAGUUAACAUCAUUUGAAACAAAACCGUUCCAUGCCAACCACGGAUGUAAAGUAUUUGCUACUAUUCGUUGCAUCAACAAAGUACAGCUUACUGGUUAUGGUCAUUAUGGACCCUCCUUUGUAUCCUACUUGCCACCAGAUAGUACAAACUCAAAGAUACAAUUCAUAACAGAUACAAGUACUAACUCCUUCGUGCAAAGUAAUGACCACUCCUUUACAUUACAUUGGGGUGCAUUUGAAGACCUUUCCGAGCUAAAGACUUAUAGUGCUCAACUUUCGCAUGAUGGCGUCACGCUCCUUGAUUGGAUAGACGUUCAAAACAAAAAUUACCUUCGCAUUUCUGGCGUUGGGAUGAAGGAGAACCAGAACUACACAGUAUGUGUGACAGGGCGAAACCUUGGAGGAAAGGAAAGUCAAAUUAUCAGUAAUUCGAUUACAGUACACAAAAAGAGACCAGUCCUGACAGGUAAACUAGAGAAGAACUAUGAUUUAAAUAUCCGUAAUGCUUUAUUUAGCAAAAGGAUGUUCAAGUUUAUAUUGAGAUAA